UAACACUCAGAGCUUCGCCACCUUGGGUGGUCAGUCGCAGAUGUUCUAAGCUCCGUGAAGUCGAGCUGCUUAUUAUAGUUAACAUCAUGACAAUGAAGAUGUACUUUGGAAGACAAAUGAAUGCUUCCUGGGGCUUUUUCAUAGCUGAGUGCACUUCGAAAGCGAGACUGAAAAGAAAGUGCUCAGAUGCUUACACAAUGAUGUCGACUUGCCGCUUCAAAAUGAAGUACAUAGUCGUUCGCAACAAGUUGAGAAAACAUCGCAUAGCCGCGGGAACAAGGUCGAUCAGGUGCAAUGUACUGCAAAAGACACGCAUUGACAAUGUUGAAUACGCACCAUGUCGAAUACUCAAUACGUUAUGAAAGGUGGCAAAAAGAAACGAAAACUGUUCACGGGUAUUUGCCCAAUGAUGAGAAGUUGUUCGUCAAAAUAUACAACCAGAAUAUAGACCCGGUCCAAAUAUUUAAUAGAAAGGGUGCGGAAAGUAUUACAGGUUGGCUAGUGCACAAACCUGUCGGGAUCGUCCGGGCAUGGAUAAUACUAUAGGAAGCUAGCUCAAAAAAACACAUACAAAUUCAUGGAAUAUUGUCUUUAAGCCCACUACGUGGACAUUCCUGAAGUACUUGCUGCAGUUAACAAACAAAUUUAUUUUACAUACUGCACUGCACACAUAAAUUACUAUACAUAUACUGAAUUCAUCCCAUGGUGCACAUCAAUUCUCAAUGUCAGCGCGAACAGAAGAAUCCUGCGGUGUGCCAUGCUUCAAAAUAAACUCUAUUAUUACACAUACCU
This is a messenger RNA of Sphaeroforma arctica JP610, 792 nucleotides long. RefSeq lists its product as hypothetical. The transcript has a single exon. Lineage: Eukaryota; Ichthyosporea; Ichthyophonida. The record is from RefSeq and is a predicted model, not a curated record. The annotation marks the transcript as partial.